This is a messenger RNA of Cottoperca gobio, 2282 nucleotides long. It is a transcript of the gene xiap, whose product is annotated as X-linked inhibitor of apoptosis. NCBI's taxonomy places the organism in Eukaryota, Metazoa, Chordata, Actinopteri, Perciformes, Bovichtidae. Bases 227 to 1624 code for a protein of 465 amino acids. The transcript has 8 exons. Gene Ontology annotation, biological process: positive regulation of canonical Wnt signaling pathway; positive regulation of protein ubiquitination; regulation of cell cycle. Gene Ontology annotation, molecular function: ubiquitin protein ligase activity; cysteine-type endopeptidase inhibitor activity involved in apoptotic process. The record is from RefSeq and is a predicted model, not a curated record. Gene Ontology annotation, cellular component: cytoplasm; nucleus.
UAGACGUCAGAAUGUGGUCAGCUGGUGUGCGUAGGACGAGGUGCGCGUUCGUUGCUUUCACUUCCUGGUAGCGAGGUCACAUCAAAUAAACUUCUCUUUAAUCAUUGCAUUCUCCUGUAGGCGGUGUUCACACCAAAGACUGACUGAAAUUAGAGACAAGGACUGACUGUAAAGUGAUAAGACAUUUUGUCCACCAAGUUGCAGCAGAUUCCUGCCUGGUUCCAUCAUGUGUGAUCUCAGACCAGCCAGCAAUUUGGAGUCGGAUCACAUGGCUGAUUUUUCCCUGAUGAACAGUCGCCUGGACUCAUUCCGUGGCUCCGACUGGUCCAAGCAUGUAUCGGCAGAAAGAUUGGCCCGGGCUGGCUUCUACUUCACUGGCCAUGCCGAUCGUGUCCGCUGUUUCAGCUGCCAGAAGACUGUGGAAAACUGGUGCACGGGAGACACACCUGUCGAGAGGCAUAAAGAGGUUUCCCCAUCAUGCAGGUUUCUCAGCUGCACUCACCGCACCAAUUUUAACCUGAGUUGUGAUACCAGGCUGACUAACGGUUCCACCUACAAUGAAGAAGCAGAAGACAUGGAAUACCGUUUGAGAACAGGAGAGGUGGUUGAUGAGUCCACCUACCCAAUGGCCCCUCACAUGAGGAGUGAGGAGGCCAGGCUUCAGACCCUCUCUUCCUGGCCCUCUACUGCUCCAGUGAGACCCCGAGAUCUGGCCCAAGCCGGACUCUACUACUUAGGGGAGGGCGAUCGGGUGCAAUGUUUCUGCUGUGGGGGCAUGCUGGGUGGCUGGGAAGCAGGGGACACCGCCUGGAGAGAACAUGCCAAACAUUUCCCCUAUUGCUUCUUUAUCCUCGGCCACGAUGUGGGCAACAUCCCAUUCCUAGGUGGUGCAGAGGAGGAGUGCGGCAGUAGACCACACGCAAACACUCAUGUCUCUAUGGGGAGUUUGGAGGACAGGCUUGGUAGUUUUGCAGGAGUCCAGCACCCUAUUGACCAUGAGAGGCUUGCCAGAGCUGGCUUCUACAGCGCAGGUACAGGAGACAAGGUGUUGUGUUUCCGCUGUGGUGGAGGUGUGAAAAGCUGGCAGCCUGAGGAAGACCCUUGGGAAGAACAUGCCAAACACUACCCAGGAUGCAGCUUCCUGUUAGCAGAAAAGGGACCAGAAUAUGUCAACAGCAUCCAGCUACAAGACCCUCGACGAAAUAGAGCCACUUCAAGUCAACAGAAUGGAUUUUCAGGACAUGGGAAUGAUGUACUGCAGUCUGCGAUGGCUCAGAGGGCCAUAGGGAUGGGUUUGGAGCCCAGCGUUGUGGAAAAGACCAUCUUGGAAAAAAUCAGAAGUACAGGUUCCGGCUACUCCACCUCGGAAGCACUUAUGGAGGAUUGUCUUAACACACCCAUGAGUGAUUCUGCCAUGUCACAGGAUCAAGAUGAGGACCCACUGGAGAAACUACGGAAGCUGCAGAGGGAGAAACAGUGCAAAAUAUGUAUGGACAGAGAUAUUUGUAUUGUCUUCAUUCCAUGUGGUCAUCUGGUCACUUGUAGAGAGUGUUCAAAAACACUCAUCAAGUGUCCAAUCUGCUGUGGAGCCAUAAUGCAGAAGAUCAAGACAUACAUCGCCUAAGGGAAUCACGGACUCUUGCCAAAUGUUAAUGCUGCUUUCGCACUAUCUUUAUAAUAUUGUAUUUUAAUAUUAAAUGUAGAUCGGAAGUAAUAUAUAUAAGGACCAUGUUGUUUGUAUGAUUGUAAGGAGGAAAGAAUAAUUAAAUGUUGCAAUAGUUUGACAAUCAGUGAAUAAAUAGCUGUUAAUAUUGAGAUGGGAUGAUAUUAUAGAUAGCUGAUGUUGAUUUUAUAGGCCUUUUUAAUAGUAGAGUGCUAACAUUUGUAAAUACAAACUAAAGGAUAAUUCUUAACAUUUUGCAACACAUUUUUUUCUUGCCAGCCAGAGGUGCCUUUCUCUUGCUUUAUGUACUUGUGUAUUUUUUUGUGGUUUAAUUUUGGACAGCGCAAUUGAACAGGAGAUGGGAAGUCUGUGUUAUACACUUAUGUCACAAUCAUCUAUUUUGUCUGUCAUACUUUUGGACUCAAUUUUCUCAAUGUGUGCUGCUUUGUGUUGAAAUCUAUAAAGGUAGAUCAGUAAAUCCACUUCACUUUAUAACUGACAGAAUCGACUCUAAUUUAAGGCUGCAGUUGAUCAGUGUGGUUUGAAAUGACAUUACCAUUCCAUCAUGCAAUCUGUCGUGUCAAGAUUGAAUAAAUUUUAAUGUUUGGACUUGGAAAAA